Messenger RNA from Peromyscus leucopus (white-footed mouse), 499 nucleotides. RefSeq names its product vesicle-associated membrane protein 3-like. NCBI's taxonomy places the organism in Eukaryota, Metazoa, Chordata, Mammalia, Rodentia, Cricetidae. The record is from RefSeq and is a predicted model, not a curated record. Gene Ontology annotation, biological process: vesicle fusion; SNARE complex assembly; vesicle-mediated transport. Gene Ontology annotation, molecular function: SNAP receptor activity; syntaxin-1 binding. The transcript has 2 exons. Gene Ontology annotation, cellular component: SNARE complex; plasma membrane. The coding region runs from base 26 to 343 and encodes 105 amino acids.
CGCUGCCGCUGCCGCCGCCGCCAAAAUGUCCACAGGUGUGCCUUCAGGAAGUUCAAGUGCGGCCACUGGCAGUAAUCGAAGACUCCAGCAGACACAAAAUCAAGUAGAUGAGGUGGUUGACAUCAUGAGAGUCAACGUGGACAAAGUGUUAGAAAGAGACCAGAAGCUCUCGGAGUUCGAUAACCGUGCAGAUGCACUGCAGGCAGGUGCUUCUCAGUUUGAAACAAGUGCUGCCAAGUUGAAGAGAAAGUAUUGGUGGAAAAACUACAAGAUGUGGGCGAUAGGGAUCAGUGUCCUGGUGAUUGUGGUCAUCAUCAUUGUUGUGUGGUGUGUCUCUUCAUGAAGAACCAGGUGAAACCGAAGCCCACUGUUCAGGAGCAUCUUCAAGACUUUCUACUUAGAACCUGCUGUGUUAUUGAGCUUGUUUUUCCAAAUGAUUAUUUUUGUUAGUUUACAUACAGUUCAGUGCCUAGAAAAUGUGCCUUUGUUUUAAUAUACA